AUGGUUGCAGAAGGAAUUAGAAAGAAAACCGAAGAAGAAUAUACUAAUGCGGAUUGGAAAAAGAUCUUUUCAAAUGCUAAAACUAUAAAUAUAGUUCAUUGUGUAUUAGAUGUAACUGAGUACAAUCGUGUUUUAGAUUGCGAGUCUGCUAAAGCAGUAUGGGACAAGGUUGAAGUGACUUAUGAAGGCACAAAUAAAGUAAAAGAAUUAAAAGCAAACUUACUGGUUCGUGACUUUGAACUGUUUGAGAUGAAACCAGGUGAAACCAUUGCUAAAAUGAGUAUUAGAUUUACUGAUCUAGUCAAUAUUCUAAAAGUACUAGGAAAAAGUUUUGAAGAAGCUGAGUUAGUGAAAAAGAUUUUGAGAUCUCUGCUGAAGUCUUGGAAAGCAAAAAGCAUAGUCAUAUUUGAUAUAAAAGAAUUUACAAGGUACUCCUAUGAUGAGCUGAUUAGAUCAUUAAUUAUCCAUGAAAUGAUAUUCAAAAAGGAGAUCAUAGAAAAAGAAAAAGGCAUAGCUUUGAAAUCAGAAAAGCUGACAGACGGUAAAAAGAAAUAUAUUACUUUAAAGAUAGACACAAGUGAGUUCUCUAGCAUAUUCAAUGAUGAAGAGGAGAUAACUAUGUUGACAAGAAAAUUUAAAAGAGUUUUCAGAAAAGGCGAAAACAAGUACAAAAGAUUUAUAAAAAAGUAUGGGCAAAGGAUGAUUCUCAAUCACAUCUUCACAAAGAUCCAAAAGAAGUUAUUUGCUAUGAGUAUAACAAAUCCGGUCAUAUCAGACCCAAUUGUCCAAAAAUCAAAAAGAAGAAAAAUGAAGAUAAAGGAAAGAAAGUUAUGGUUGCAGUUUGGGACGCAACUAAUGAAAGUUCAAGUGAUGAACAAUGAAAUUGAUCUCUAUUGUAUGGCUCUUGAAGAAGAAGUUGUUGAAUCUUCAAAAGAAGAAGACAUUGAGGUAAUCAAAUCUGAACAAUCUAAUAUAGAAGAGUUAGAACUUGUUUUUGCUAAAGUUUAUGAUGAAUAUAAGAUAUAUAAAAGAAAAUGUGCAUCAUUAAAACUUGAAAAUAUAUCAUUGAGGUCUAAAAAUAUUUCUCUGAAUAUGGUUCUGAAAGAAAAUGAAUUUUACAAAGUUCAAAUAAUUUUGUUCAAUAAUCUGAAAAAAGAGUUAGAAAUUUCAAAAUAA
Messenger RNA from Manihot esculenta (cassava), 1176 nucleotides. RefSeq lists its product as uncharacterized. Lineage: Eukaryota; Viridiplantae; Streptophyta; Magnoliopsida; Malpighiales; Euphorbiaceae. The transcript has a single exon. The record is from RefSeq and is a predicted model, not a curated record. The coding region runs from base 1 to 1176 and encodes 391 amino acids.